GUCCGCGUAGCGUCGCGUCCUAGCUGCCGGAGCCGCCUGAGUUACAAGUAAAGCCGAUUAGGAAGCGAUUAGCCAUGGAUUCUGACGCUCAUUGUGUUUUGGACUUGCAGGACGUUCUUCCUCUGGUCGGUACUCACACCAGACCACUGGUUGAAGGUUCUGCAGUCCUCAAAACAGGCAUCCUCAGUGUGGGGAAGGUUGACUCUGGGGACGAUUUCCUUGAAGUUUUCGCCCUAGUUGUUCAAUGUUCCCACACUGACGAGCUCCCUCACGGGGUGAACGUCAGAAUCACGGUGAAAGAGAACGGGGAGAAAAAGGUGAAGCCCGAUUGCACCUGUAUUGCGGGCAAAAGCGGCAGCUGCAAGCACUGCAUCGCCGUUGCACUCCGUCUGACUAGACUCCGUGUGUCCGAUCUGGAGAGCACCAGCUGCACAGAUAUGAAGCAGAAGUGGGGAAAACCACAGAUGAAGGCCCUCACACGGAGUCAGUUUGCUGGCGUUCCUCUGGCAAAGCAGUGCCAUUUCCAGCCAAGAGGUGCAGAGCCAGCAGUGGUCCUGACUAAGGAGCAGAGAGAUGGACUGCUCCAAGAAUUUCUCAACAUUUCAGACCCAGACAGCGAGCUUCCCCUUUUUAUGAGCUUAAGAAGAUUCGAGGAAAAGAACAACGAUACACUGCCAGUUCAUAAAUCCAUAUCAAGAGCUCUGCAAACUGUUGCCACUGCCAGCACUGCUCUUCCCAAACCCAAGCCCCAAACCAUUCAUCAACUGAAGGCAUUAAGAGAGGCACAAGAACAAGAAGCUCAACGCAACAAAGAGGAGCUCUGUGAAGUGCAGAGAAUGAUAAGCAGUGCUAUAGACACUGGGCUAAAUGUGUCUCAGUUGAACGACCUCCCUCAAAAUGAGACAGCUGUUUUAGUUAGGAAGGAGAUUGCUGAAAUCACAGCUCUCCUUCAGAACAUUCUGCCUGCAGUUGACAGCGGUACUCUGGAAGGGGAUGGGAAUGACUCAAACCUGGGAGCACCUCAGGCUCAGUCCACUCCCAAGGAACAUAGUCCUCUAUCUGCAUCUACAACAGCUGAAACCACACCAAAGAGAGUGCCAUUGAAGGACAAGACUAAUACAAUAAUAAAGAGGAAUUUAAGUAAGACCAAUACAGUAAUAAAUAGGAAUUUAAGUAAGAAGCCUGCUGAUGAGAAUACAUUGGGUGGUGCUGAUGGGAAAAAAAUGGCCAGAAAAUUGAGGCUUGAGGCUUUAAAGACUCAACAUAAGAAAAAUUGUAUGACCAGAGGAGACAGAAUACCAUCCUUCAACACCGCUCCCAAAGAAUGGAUCUCAAGUAAAUUAAGUAAAGACAUACUUCGUAAAUUGGAUUUGUGCCCUCCCAUAUUUUCCAACGUAGAGGACAGCAUUGUUUACAAAAAUAGGAUAAGUAUUUCUGAGGAGGAAGCGGUUUCUUUAUGUAUAGAGACUGUAGCUCAAAGUGACUGCCCACAAUGGCAGCUUCGCAGACAAAUGGUCUUCACAGGCAGUAAUGCGUAUGAAUUGUAUAGGCGUAAAUUAGACUUAGGUGAAAAUGCAGAAUGGGAGAAAUUUCUUAGAGGUAGGAUUCGGCAACGGCAAUCAGGAAAGGAAAGUAAAGGGAAUAUGUGGACUAUGGAGAGAGGACUUGGAGAUGAACCUUUUGCCAAGGAAAAAUAUGAGUUGGUAACUGGUAAAAAGGUUCAUAAUUUAGGUGCUUGCAUCCAUCCCCAGAUUCCCCAUCUACUCUCCAGUCCUGAUGGUGUUGUCAUAGAAGAUGAUAUUUAUGUGGAAGUGAAGUCACCUGAGUUGGGAAUUGAGGCAACUGCAGGUGACAUUGUUUUCCAGCUACCUUACAUUGCUAAUGACAAAGGCAUAGCAAAGCUCAGAGAGAAGGACAUAUACUAUGGUCAAGUUCAAAUGGCCAUGGCGGUUCUCUCUCUGAAACAAACUCACCUUGUAAUAUACGCUUCAUUUGACCACAGUAUAUAUAUAGUACCAGUCAAUUUUAAUGCUGACUUUGUAAAAAAAUAUUUUACUAGAUUGUCUGAUAUUUAUUUUAGGCACAAUUUUAAACUAUUAAGAGAGCUAGCCAUAGUAUAGUCUUUGUUUGUUUGUUCAAGAUUUCUAGUCAUUAG
This is a messenger RNA of Thrips palmi, 2155 nucleotides long. RefSeq lists its product as uncharacterized. The record is from RefSeq and is a predicted model, not a curated record. Gene Ontology annotation, molecular function: zinc ion binding. Bases 75 to 2120 code for a protein of 681 amino acids. The transcript has 7 exons. Lineage: Eukaryota; Metazoa; Arthropoda; Insecta; Thysanoptera; Thripidae.